This is a messenger RNA of Cucumis sativus (cucumber), 744 nucleotides long. RefSeq lists its product as uncharacterized. The transcript is spliced from 2 exons. Lineage: Eukaryota; Viridiplantae; Streptophyta; Magnoliopsida; Cucurbitales; Cucurbitaceae. Bases 1 to 744 code for a protein of 247 amino acids. The record is from RefSeq and is a predicted model, not a curated record.
AUGGCAGGGUCAAGUGGUGAAGUGAAAUUAAAGCUUCUUAUAGAUUCAAAAGAAAAAAGAGUUCUUUUUGGUGAAGCAGACAAGAACAUGAUUGAUUUUCUUUUCAAUCUCCUUUCCCUUCCGCUUGGGACUGUGAUUAGGCUUUUGAAAAAAGACAUGGCUGGAAGCUUGGCUAAUUUGUAUGGGAGUGUUGAAGCUUUGAAUGACACGUAUUUGCAGCCAAAUCAGAGCAAAGACAGCCUCUUAAAGCCUAAAGUUUCAUUCUCUGCCUCUACCUUGCUUUUGCCAAACAUUGAAUCGUUUGCUGACCAAAAGAAGCUGUACUUAUGUGGUAAUAAAUGUGGCUAUAACGUUGCUAGUAACCCUACGGCGGUUUGUCCGAAUUGUAGGAGUGCAAUGAGUCGAGAAUGUGGAUUUGUAAAUCCACCAAGUGCAAAUGCACAGGCAACACAAGAUGUGGGAGAAUUUGGAGGAUUUGUGAAAGGUGUGGUAACUUAUAUGGUGAUGGAUGAUUUGAGUGUCAAACCAAUGUCCACCAUUUCUAGUAUUACUCUCUUGAACAAGUUUAAUAUUAAAGAAGUUGGUGCUUUGGAGGAAAAAGUCGUUACUUUGGAUGUUAGUCAGGGAUUGAAGCUGCUGAAGGCCUCCCUGCAAUCCAAGACUGUUCUUACGGAUGUCUUCCUUGGAAGAAAUUUAAAAUUAUCGAGUUUACCACGUUUCAGAAAUCAAUCAAUUUUUGAUUGA